AUGCGGCUGACAGUGGAGCUAAUUCUCCAGUCUCACCAGUAUAUCAACCCGGGACGGGACUGGACCUUGUCUCUGCGAGGCUACAAAAUCCCGACGAUCGAGAACUUGGGUGUGACGCAGGACCAUUUUGAGUGCAUCGACUUAACCGACAAUGAACUGCUGAAGCUCGAAAACUUCCCGCCGCUUCCUCGUCUGAAAACGCUGCUCGAUGUUCUCUCGGAUCUUCUUCCUCUGUUUCAAGCCAAGAAUCUGGAGCGCCUUUCUCUCAUGGACAACGGCGUUCGCGAGCGCGCCUACUAUCGCCUUUUCGUGAUUUUCAACCUGCCGAAACUGCGGUUUCUGGAUUACAAGCGCGUGACACAGCAAGAACGCGAACAAGCCCGCAACACGUUCAAGGGCGAGAAGGGUGCGAAACUCGCGCACGAAAUCGCUCCGCCGCGCAAGGCCCACGCAGCUUUGGGCGUCGGAUCAGUGGGCGCCGAGGAGAAGAAGGCGACGGACACCUCGGCGGAUCAAAUCGAGAGAAUCAAGCUGGCGAUUGCAAAGGCGACGACAAUGGAAGAAAUCACGCGUCUAGAGAGUGCACUGAAGGCAGGCUACAUCCCCGACGAGCUUUUGAACUCCGAGAAGACGCAGAGCAGCGAUGCCACUGAGGCGGAAGGCCAGUCCGCGCGGAAGAAAUGA
Messenger RNA from Neospora caninum, 684 nucleotides. RefSeq names its product putative U2 small nuclear ribonucleoprotein. Gene Ontology annotation, biological process: mRNA splicing, via spliceosome. The transcript is spliced from 7 exons. The record is from RefSeq and is a predicted model, not a curated record. Gene Ontology annotation, molecular function: U2 snRNA binding. Lineage: Eukaryota; Apicomplexa; Conoidasida; Eucoccidiorida; Sarcocystidae. Bases 1 to 684 code for a protein of 227 amino acids.